AUGUUUCGCCGUUUGUGCCCUUGCAUCCGCCGGCGUGCCGCUGACCGCGAGGAGCGGAAGAAGCUGAAGAAGAACAAGAAGGCGCAGGCUUAUGAUGUCUCUGACACCAUCAACUCAGGCGGCGAGACCACAACUAUUGAUGAGCUGCUGCCCACCACCAACUUGGACAGUGGCGAUGUUAAUGUUGCUGAUGAUUCUCUGGCCCCCACCACCUCGCCUAGUGGAGAUAGCAAUGCUGCUGAGUUGCAGCCCCCCACCUCCUUUUGCAAUGGAGUCAACACUGCCGCCGAUGAACCGUCUCACCCCACUGUCUUCGAAGGCAGUGACAGCACAUCCACUAAUGAACUGCUGACCCCCACUGUCUUGCACAGUGACGAUAUUAUUACUGCUGAAUUGCAGCCCCCCACGACACUGGACUGUGGCAACAAGGCUGCCAACGAUGAACCACCGCAUCCCACCAUCUUGGAUGUUCGCGAUGCCACAUCCACAAGUGAGCCGCUGCCUCCCAGCAACCCUGGCAGUUGCGACACUAAUAUUGAUGUCUUGCACAGUGACGAUAUUAUUACUGCUGAAUUGCAGCCCCCCACGACACUUGGCAGUGGCAACAAGGCAGCCAACGAUGAACCACCGCAUCCCACCAUCUUGGAUUCUCUCGAUGUCACAUCCACUAGUGAGCUGCUGCCUCCCAGCAACCCUGGCAGUUGCGACACUAAUAUUGAUGUCUUGCACAGUGACGAUAUUAUUACUGCUGAACUGCAGCCCCCCACGACACUGGGCAGUGGCAACAAGGCUGCCAAUGAUGAACCACCGCAUCCCACCAUCUUGGAUGCUCUCGAUGCCACAUCCACUCCUGACCUGAUUCUGCCCACCGCCUUGGGCACUGGCAAUACUAUUCCUGCUGAGUCACUGCCACCCACCACUUCAGGCAAGUUCUACAACGCUGCCAAUAAUGAAGUAUUGAAUCCCACCAUCUUCCAGGAUGGUGUCACCACCGCUGAAUCAUCUUCAUUGCUCCAUGCAGCUGAUGUUGCACCAUCAGCCCUACAGGGUGCGAUUCUCACAGGCCCUCCCCCAAAGCAGGCGUUCCCUAAGAUUUCCAAAAAGAAAAGUCCAUCUGAUCAGCUGGUGUACCUUGAAGGCCCUCCACCUUUUCCCGCUUUUGCAAAUAAAAUGUAA
Molecule: messenger RNA, 1176 nt
Organism: Schistocerca americana (American grasshopper)
Lineage: Eukaryota; Metazoa; Arthropoda; Insecta; Orthoptera; Acrididae
Product: mucin-2-like
Exons: 3
Coding region: 1-1176 (391 amino acids)
Source: RefSeq, a predicted model, not a curated record